Messenger RNA from Trichomycterus rosablanca, 2613 nucleotides. It is a transcript of the gene coq8b, whose product is annotated as coenzyme Q8B. The coding region runs from base 53 to 1912 and encodes 619 amino acids. The transcript is spliced from 15 exons. The record is from RefSeq and is a predicted model, not a curated record. Gene Ontology annotation, biological process: ubiquinone biosynthetic process. NCBI's taxonomy places the organism in Eukaryota, Metazoa, Chordata, Actinopteri, Siluriformes, Trichomycteridae.
AUUAGAAGGGCAUCACGUAAUCUUUAUACAUUGUACAGAUUGUUAUGUCGCUAUGUUGUCAGAGGUGCUGCAAGUACUGAGAGGUGCUGGCAAGGUUGGUGCUGCCUUUGCCACCACCCAAGGAGAGCAGCUGCGACUGGUGGCAUGCAAUUCAACUCUGGGCUCAGGAGUUAAAGCAGUCCAGGAUGCAGUUGAGUCAUGGACAGGCACCACGAUGAGACAAGAUGAGACAUCCAAAACUGAGAUUUACCCUGAUGCUGAGGGAUGGGACCAGAUGGAGCAGGAUGAGGCAGCCAAAUGGACCAUGAGCUCGGAGCUCCCUCCAGACAUCGUCAGUGAAGAUGGCACUGCCACGUAUACUUCAGGAACACCCAAUGGAACACCUGGUGGCCCUGGCUGGCCUGGUCAAAGUGCUCGGUUCUUGCACGUUUCAGCACCUCUUCACAAUGUGAGGUUUGUUCACGACACUGUAGUGGCCAGACUGAGUCCAGAGGAUAUCAAAAAGGCCCGGGAGUCAAAACAGAACGUCACCCGACCCAUUCGACAAAAGUUAAGUGAACGAGCCAAAGAAAACAAGGUUCCCGUCACACGGAUAAGCAGGCUUGCGAAUUUUGGGGGUUUAGCUGUUGGACUUGGACUUGGUGCCAUUGCUGAGGUAGCAAAGCAGUCGUUCGGAGGAAAACGUGCAGAUUCCGGCGCCGUGUUAGACUCUUCGUUCCUGUCUGAGGCGAACGCAGAGAGGAUUGUGAAAACACUGUGUAAGGUGCGAGGCGCGGCGCUCAAGCUUGGCCAGAUGCUGAGCAUUCAGGAUAACAGCUUCAUAAACCCACAACUCCAGAAGAUUUUUGAGAGGGUUCGACAAAGCGCAGACUUCAUGCCAGCCUGGCAAAUGAACAAAGUUCUGGAAGAGGAGUUGGGUUCCAACUGGAGGGAGAAGUUCUUGUCGUUUCAGGAUAAACCCUUUGCAGCGGCCUCCAUUGGACAAGUGCAUCAUGGUGUCUUGCCUGAUGGAAGAGAAGUGGCUAUAAAGAUACAGUAUCCUGGAGUGGCAGAGAGCAUCAAGAGUGAUAUAAACAACAUCAUGUCAGUGUUGAAGAUGAGUGUGGUGCUUCCCGAUGGCUUGUUUGCUGACAGCAGCCUUGAAGUGCUUCAUAGGGAACUCGCCUGGGAGUGCGACUACAAACGAGAAGCACAAUGUGCCAAACGCUUCAGGGCUUUGAUGGAAGGACACCCAAUAUUCAAAGUACCUGAGGUGAUUGAUGAGCUCACCAACACUCGAGUGCUCACUAUGGAAUUUAUCAAUGGAGUCCCACUGGACAACUGUGAAGAUCUAGAUCAGGAGACCAGGAAUCAAAUUUGCUUCAGUAUUCUGCAGUUGUGUCUCAGAGAGCUCUUCGAGUUUCGCUUCAUGCAGACGGAUCCCAACUGGUCCAACUUCUUCUAUAAUGCUGAGGAGAAGAAGAUAUACCUUUUGGACUUUGGAGCUUGCAGAGAAUACCCUGAGUCUUUCACUGAUGACUACAUUGAGGUGGUGCACGCAGCCUCAGUUGGUGAUCGUGCCACAGUUCUGCAGAAAUCCAAAGACCUGAAGUUCCUCACGGGGUAUGAAACCAAGGCAUUUGAGGAAGCCCACGUGGAGGCGGUGAUGAUAUUAGGGGAAGCAUUCGCCUCACCAGACGCCUUUGACUUCAGCACUCAGAACACGACACGCCGCAUCCACAAUCUGAUCCCUGUGAUGCUCCGGCAUCGACUCACACCCCCUCCGGAGGAGACCUACUCUCUACACCGCAAGAUGGCUGGCUCCUUUCUCAUCUGCUCCAAGCUAGGGGCGCGAAUCUCUUGCCGAGACAUGUUCCUCAACAUCUAUAAUGCUUAUAACCACCAGUGGCAACAGAGGGCUGGUCAGCCAUAAGGUCAACAGAGGUGUUUGCUUAGUUUGGGACUGUAAACUGUUAUAUUAUGAUGUGCAGAAAAGUGGACUCUGAUACAUUGCGUGUAAAGUGCCUGGUUCAGUGUGAGAACUGUAUUUUUGGUAUUUUAUGUAAUGCCCAGAUCUAAGAGAGAUUGUUUUAAUAACUUUAAAUAAAGACGAUACAUGUAUUUAUGUAUUAUGGACAGUCGGGUGUCUACACAGACAUGACCUAGACAUUUCUAGGUGCACUUCUUAGUGCGCUCUCAGUGUUGGUCCCAAGCCUGGAUAAAAAAGGAGGCUCGUGACAGGAAGACCAUCCAGGGUAAAGAAUGUCCCAAAUCAGGUAUGCGUCUGUGAUCUGCCUUUAGGUCUUCAUACUGAUGUUCAGUGGGGUUGGCUACUUAAGGGCAUUUCUAGACUAUAGAAGGUUGAAGAAAGUUGUGGAGAAGUAUGGAAUUUGGACGUGUAUAAAAUUGUAUUGGGCAAUGUUUGUGUAAUGUAAACACUACAGAAAUGAGUUUGACCAUGUUUUCUCUAGGAAAUAGUUCUGCUUUUUAUAGAUCUGCUGAAAAUUCUGCUUUUUAAAAUACAUUUGGUUACGCUUAGUAAUAUAUUGUGUAUUUCUAAAAAGCAGGUAUUUAAUUUUUAAAAUAUGUAUUUUGAAAAGCAAGAAGUACAAAGACGUGUGUGUGUGCAUUCAG